UUCCCAGGAAGGAGUGUGCGUUUGUAGGGGGUGCUGUCAGCCACCUCCUACCUCGGUGACUGCUGAAGUAACUUUCAACUUCUCUCCUCGUAACACUAUGAAGUUCCUCGGGAAGCCCAGGAGCCAGACAGCUGCUUUUCUGCCUCUCUGCUUGCUGUUUUUGGAGACUCUGCAACCAGGGCACAGUCACAUUUAUAACAACCGCUAUGCUGGUGAAAAGGUGAUAAGACUUACUCCCCAAACAGAAGAAGAAGCAUAUGCACUGAAGAAAAUAUACCACCAACUUAAGGUGGACCUGUGGCAGCCCAGCAGUAUCUCCUAUAUAUCAGAGGGAACAGUUACUGAUGUCCGUAUUCCCCAAAAUGGUUCCCGAGCCCUGUUAGCCUUCUUACAGCAAGCCAACAUCCAAUACAAGGUCCUCAUAGAAGAUCUUCAGAAAGCACUGGAAAAGGGCAGCAGCUUGCGGACCCAGAGAAAUCGAAGAUCCCUUCCUGGAUAUAAUUAUGAAGUUUAUCACUCCUUGGAAGAAAUUCAAAACUGGAUGCAUCAUCUGAAUAAAACUCAUUCAGGCCUCAUUCACAUGUUCUCUAUUGGAAAAUCAUAUGAGGGAAGACCUCUUUUUGUUUUAAAGCUGGGCAGAAGAUCACGAGCUUACAAAAGAGCUGUCUGGAUAGACUGUGGUAUUCAUGCAAGAGAAUGGAUUGGUCCUGCCUUUUGUCAGUGGUUUGUAAAAGAAGCUCUUCUAACAUAUAGGAGUGACCCAGCCAUGAGAAAAAUGUUGAGUCAUCUGUAUUUCUAUAUCAUGCCUGUGUUUAACGUUGAUGGAUACCAUUUUAGCUGGACCAAUGAUCGAUUUUGGAGGAAAACAAGGUCAAGGAACGUGAGUUUUCGCUGCCGUGGAGUUGACGCCAAUCGUAACUGGAAAGUGAAAUGGUGCGAUGAAGGAGCUUCUUUGCACCCUUGUGAUGACACAUACUGUGGACCUUUCCCAGAAUCCGAGCCAGAAGUGAAAGCUGUAGCUAACUUCCUCCGAAAACACAGAAAGCACAUUAGGGCAUAUCUCUCCUUCCAUGCAUAUGCUCAGAUGUUGCUGUAUCCCUAUUCUUACAAAUAUGCAGCAAUCCCCAAUUUCAGCUGUGUGGAAUCUGCAGCUUAUAAGGCUGUUAAUGCAAUUCAGUCAGUACAUGGAGUACGGUAUAGAUAUGGACCUGCCUCCAGCACAUUGUAUGUGAGCUCUGGUAGCUCAAUGGAUUGGGCCUACAAAAAUGGAAUACGCUAUGCAUUUGCUUUUGAACUACGGGACACUGGGCACUUUGGAUUUUUACUCCCAGAGACUCUCAUCAAUCCCACCUGCACCGAGACCAUGCUGGCUGUGAAGAACAUCACAAUGCACCUGCUAAAGAAGUGUCCUGGAGAGACCCCAACAGUCAACCACCAGAGAGAGAGCUGAUUCUGAGCAAGGGCUACUUGGGGGGUGGGUGGAAAUUGUUUUUAAAGAAAAGGGCAACUGCUUAGAAUGAACAUAUCUGUGGAUCUUAAAAAAAUCUCAUGCAGUUUGACUCCGUGGCAAUAGGAGAUGGUAAAAAUUAGGACACAUCCUAGUUUGUCAUAAGAGAAACCAUGCAUUUUAUAUCCCAUUAGACUCUUGUUUAAUUAAGGGGUGGAGAUGUUUUCAAAUCCUUUUUUUGUCUCAAGACAUACAAAUUAAUUGAGGAUUUCAAAAAAAACUUCAUGCCUUUGCUUAAGAGCU
Choloepus didactylus (southern two-toed sloth) is the source of this 1750-nucleotide messenger RNA. It is a transcript of the gene CPA6, whose product is annotated as carboxypeptidase A6. The record is from RefSeq and is a predicted model, not a curated record. Gene Ontology annotation, molecular function: metallocarboxypeptidase activity; zinc ion binding. Bases 98 to 1450 code for a protein of 450 amino acids. Lineage: Eukaryota; Metazoa; Chordata; Mammalia; Pilosa; Megalonychidae. Gene Ontology annotation, biological process: proteolysis. The transcript is spliced from 11 exons.